GAGUUAAAGAGGCCGAACACUAGGAACAUCCAGUGACAGCAAGACUCAAAUCUACUCUAACACUACGAGCUGCUUCAGAUGGUGUCGUUCCGGCUGUCACGUACCAACCUCUUAAUUCUGGGAAGUUCUCAAGUCUUUGGUGUUGAAUAGAGGCGGAAAAAGUGCCAGAUCUUCCUAAGCUUGAACUGAACUGGAGAAGAUUUACUGGAAAUUUUAUUGCCGUUCAGCACAGGACUAAAGGUUCAAGAGUGUGCUGUAAGGAAGUGUGUUUUUAGUUAUGACGAACCCUUAUGCACACACUAUUGAGCCUCUGGACCCCCAGAAGCCUGACCACAAGUUUUUCAACCUUAAAAAACUUAAAGACCCCAGAUAUGACCAACUUCCCUUCUCCAUCCGUGUGCUGUUGGAGUCUGCGGUUAGGAACUGUGAUGAGUUCCUGGUGAAGAAGGAGGAUGUGGAGAAAAUCCUCAACUGGAAGGUGACGCAGAGUCAGACUGUGGAGGUGCCUUUCAGACCGGCCCGCGUCAUCUUGCAAGACUUCACGGGGGUUCCUGCAGUGGUCGACUUUGCAGCCAUGCGUGAUGCAGUGAAAAAGUUACAGGGCGACCCUGAGAAGAUAAAUCCAGUUUGUCCGGCAGACCUUGUCAUAGAUCAUUCCAUUCAGGUUGACUUUAACAGGAAGUCUGACAGUGUUCAGAAAAACCAAGACCUUGAAUUUGAAAGGAACAAGGAACGAUUUGAGUUUUUAAAGUGGGGUUCUAAAGCAUUCCAGAACAUGCGGAUUAUUCCUCCGGGUUCAGGAAUAGUCCAUCAGGUCAAUUUGGAGUACCUGGCCAGGGUUGUGUUUGACCAGGAUGGUUUCUUCUACCCGGACAGUCUGGUGGGAACAGACUCCCACACAACCAUGAUUGAUGGGUUGGGAGUGCUGGGCUGGGGUGUGGGAGGUAUUGAAGCAGAGGCAGUCAUGUUGGGUCAACCCAUCAGUAUGGUGCUGCCAGAGGUCAUUGGCUACAAACUACAGGGGACACCCAACAAAUUUAUCACCUCCACUGACAUAGUCCUUACUGUCACCAAGCAUUUGCGGCAAGUUGGUGUGGUUGGGAAAUUUGUGGAGUUCUUUGGCCCUGGUGUUGCCCAGCUGUCUAUCGCUGACCGUGCCACCAUUGCCAACAUGUGCCCAGAGUAUGGCGCCACCGCUGCCUUCUUCCCUGUAGACCACAUCAGCAUUCAAUAUCUGAAGCAGACGGGGAGAGACAUGGAGAAUCUCAGUUACAUAGAAAAGUAUCUAAAAGCGGUGGGCAUGUUCAGAGACUACAGCAACACUGCUCAAGAUCCACAGUUCACUCAGGUUGUUGAGUUGGACCUCAGUACGGUCGUCCCUUGCUGCAGUGGUCCUAAACGGCCACAUGACAAAGUGGCUGUAUCAGACAUGAAGCAGGACUUUGAAGCAUGUUUAGCGGCCAAGCAAGGCUUUAAAGGAUUCCAGGUGGCUCCUGAGCGUCAUGAUGUUCGAGUACCAUUCCAGUUUAACGGUGCAGAGUAUUCUCUCUCUCACGGAUCUGUGGUCAUCGCCGCCAUUACAAGCUGUACCAACACCAGUAACCCCUCAGUCAUGCUGGGAGCAGGUCUCUUGGCCAAAAAGGCAGUACAGUGUGGUCUCAGUGUCAAGCCGUACAUAAAGACCAGUCUGUCUCCAGGCAGUGGAGUGGUCACCUACUACCUAAAAGAGAGUGGAGUCAUGGACUUCCUCUCACAAUUAGGUUUUGAGGUAGUUGGUUAUGGCUGCAUGACCUGCAUUGGAAACAGUGGACCCCUUCCAGAGCAGGUUGUAGAGGCGAUUACUCAGGGUGAUUUGGUUGCUGCUGGCGUUCUAUCUGGAAACAGAAACUUUGAGGGUCGUGUCCAUCCCAACACACGUGCCAAUUACUUGGCCUCUCCUCCGCUGGUCAUUGCCUAUGCUAUUGCGGGCACUGUGAGGAUAGAUUUUGAAAAAGAGCCUUUAGCUGUGAACUCUAAGGGAAAAGAGAUUUUCCUAAGGGACAUCUGGCCCACACGAGAGGAAAUCCAGGUGGUGGAGAGACAGUUUGUCAUUCCUGCCAUGUUUAAGGAGGUCUAUGAGAAAGUUGAGAAAGUGAAUAAACGCUGGAACGCCCUGAAAGCCCCCUCUGACAAGCUGUAUACCUGGAAUCCCAGUUCUACUUAUAUAAAAUCUCCACCUUUCUUUGAUGGACUGACCCGGGAGCUCCAGACACCAAAGUCCAUAACAGAUGCAUAUGUACUGCUCAAUUUGGGAGAUUCUGUGACCACAGACCACAUCUCGCCUGCUGGUAACAUUGCACGUAACAGCCCUGCUGCACGCUACCUAACUAGCCAUGGACUCACUGCAAGAGAGUUUAACUCCUAUGGUUCUCGUCGAGGCAACGACGCAGUCAUGGCUCGAGGCACAUUUGCUAACAUCCGCCUAUUUAACAAGUUUAUAAACAAGCAAGGACCAUGUACCCUCUAUCUUCCUACAGGGGAGACGAUGGAUGUGUUUGAUGCUGCAGAAAAAUAUCAGCAGGCUGGUCAUCCUCUCUUGAUUCUGGCAGGCAAAGAGUAUGGAUCAGGAAGCUCUAGAGAUUGGGCAGCUAAAGGACCCUUCCUGCUGGGCAUCAAAGCUGUACUAGCAGAGAGUUACGAGCGGAUUCAUCGCAGUAAUCUGGUGGGCAUGGGUGUCAUUCCUCUUGAGUACCUGCCGGGUGACAGCGCUGAAAGCCUCGGGCUCACUGGCCGCGAGCGAUACACUGUGAUGAUUCCCCCACAGCUCACUCCCAGAAUGACUGUGGACAUCAAGCUGGACACAGGGAAAACAUUUCAGGCUAAGAUGAGGUUUGACACGGAUGUGGAGCUUACUUACUUCCAUCAUGGUGGAAUCCUCAACUACAUGAUUCGCAAGAUGUCUGAAAAUUAAGAUGGAAAGGACACCCUCUUCAGGACAUUUCACCCUAAACGCACAUAUCCACCAUCAAGAUGCUUGUUUUGUCCUAUCAGUGUUUGUUUUUUUUCUUUUAAAGGGAUGGUUCACCCAAAAAUGAAAAUUAUCCCAUGAUUUACUCACCCUCAAGCCAUUCUAGGUGUACAUGACUAUCUUCUUUCAGACAAACACAUUCGGAGAUAUAUUUAGAAAUAUCCUGGCUCUUCCAAGCUUUACAAUGGUAGUGAAGCCCAAAAAAUGCAUCCAAUGCAUCAUAAAAAUAAUCCAUAUGGCUCCAGGGAGUUAAUAAAGGCCUUCUGAAGUGAAGUGAUGGGUUUUUGUGAGAAAAAUAAUAACUAGCUUCCGGCAGACGGCAUUUUUGGGGGGCUUCAAAAUCUCGCCCCCUCAUGCACUAUCAUUAUGAAGCUUUGAAGAGCCAGGAUAUUUUUAAAUAUAUCUCCGCUUGUGUCCGUCUGAAAGAAGAUAGUCAUAUACACCUAGGAUGGCUUGAGGGUGAGUAAAUCAUGGGAUAAUUUUCAUUUUUGGGUGAACUAUCACUUUAAGAACUAAUUAAUUCCUUUAGUUGUAAAUGCACUGCAAUGUUCAAAAUAGUUAUGUGAUAUAUGUUCAGUUCUCCAAAUCAGUAGUGUCUUCAGUAUCUCUGAAAGAUGCUGUUUUUGAUUCUGAUGAUUAUAUUGGUUUGGUGGCAGUUCAGUGGGAUUGAAGGGGAAGUAUGAAAGCAUUAGAUGUUGUCAAUGGCAUGUUUAACUUUCUCCAUUCUAACCCUACCUCAGCACUGCCAAACUGAAGUUGCAUUAUCUCUGUUUAGAUGACAUCAAUGUAUAAAUUAAUGUCUUAUAAUCUUAUUAAUUACUGUACUUAAACUGAACUUUGACACAGUUUCUUUACAGGUUAUCUGCUCAUAUAAUAAUAAUAAUAACGCUUUUUGUUAAUUAUAAUAUUAUAAAAUUACACAUAAUGAUUCUUUUUCCUACUGAAGAUGUAUCAAUUCUGUUUCAUUGUUGAAUAUUUUUCUUUCAGAAGUCACAUGUUAAUUAUGCAUUACCUAUAAAAGACUGACAUACUGAAGAAAAUUUGGGUUACACUAUAAAUAAAGUCUUUAUGUAUAAUGCAUUAUAAAGGAAUUUAUAAUGUACGUUAUAAUGCAGUUUAUCUUUGUAACCAAAGUUAUACUGCAUUUUCAUUUUUGCAGAUUCCUUGUUACAUCUGAAAUUGAUUGUCAUGUGUUUUAAUGCUUUAUACAAACAUUCUAAAGGUGUAACAGUGAAUAGAUCGUAUUAUAAUGUUUUAUAACUGUGAUUACAAGUAUUCAUGAUAAGGUGCAUCACAAGGCAUAAUUAAUGCAUUAAAAUACGUUUAUAAUGCAUUAUAUGAAGACUUUAAAUUUGUUGCUCUCUGCAAACAAAUAUUGCAUCAGAUAAAUCCCUUUAACAACUGUUGAAUAUGAACUCAGCUAUCAUGCUAUACAUUUGAAAGUGCCUAUUUUCUCAGAUUGUGUGUAUAAUCACUUGAAUCACGUGUGCGCGUAUAAUUCCGGUCUUUAUUUCUUGUGUAUCGUGCAUUCCGGUGAAGUAUGACUGAAGUGACUGAAAACAAAAUCCAUCCGAAGGCGAUUUCACACUUUUCUUGCUGGUCGCCUGUAAAAUGUAAUGAAUCAGGUGCGAGAUUGCUGAAUUUAGCAAAAUAUGAGAAGUUGCUCUACGCAAUUUCAAAUGCAUUCUCUCUACUGUAUUGUACAAACCUUACUGUAGUUUAACUGUAUGGUAAAGCACAGAGAGGGUUAAACCCGGCAAAACCUGAACCCUGCUUUAGGGCAAAAUAAUAUUUAGUAUGUCAGAAACAAAGACAUUUCGCGGCUUUUUAGAGGUUUUGUAAUUUCAAGCACAGACUGCCACAGUCUUGCUCUUAUACUUAAGUAAUCAGAUUGAUUGACCUUUAUUUUAAUAACAAAAAAUCACAUCUGUAGUUUUUGUGGAAAUGGCUUUACGAAAAUAAAUGUUUGAAAUACUUCAA
Ctenopharyngodon idella (grass carp) is the source of this 4987-nucleotide messenger RNA. It is a transcript of the gene aco1, whose product is annotated as aconitase 1, soluble. Gene Ontology annotation, biological process: citrate metabolic process; tricarboxylic acid cycle. Lineage: Eukaryota; Metazoa; Chordata; Actinopteri; Cypriniformes; Xenocyprididae. Gene Ontology annotation, cellular component: mitochondrion; cytosol. Gene Ontology annotation, molecular function: iron-responsive element binding; aconitate hydratase activity; 4 iron, 4 sulfur cluster binding. Bases 278 to 2950 code for a protein of 890 amino acids. The transcript has 22 exons. The record is from RefSeq and is a predicted model, not a curated record.